AUGUAUCCUCAUCCAGGUGCCCCGAUGGCACCUCCCCAGAAGCCAGAGACGUUCAUGCUAUCAACGGAAGCCCAACAAAGCCUCCCCCACGAUGCACAAGUCGCCCUGCAGCAAGUGGACAAUCUGAAAUACUUCCUCCUCUCGGCCCCUGUCGAUUGGCAGCCCGACCAAUUGAUUCGCCGCUUCCUCCUGCCCACCGGAGACUAUGUGUCUUGCGUUCUCUGGAGCAACCUCUUCCACAUCUCGGGAACCGAUAUCGUGCGCUGCCUCGCCUUCCGGUUCCAAGCCUUCGGCCGCCCUGUCAAGAACUCCAAGAAAUUCGAGGAGGGCAUCUUCUCCGAUCUGCGAAAUCUCAAGGCUGGGACCGAUGCGACCCUUGAGGAGCCCAAGAGCGCAUUCUUGGAUUUCCUGUACAAGAACAACUGCAUCCGUACCCAGAAGAAGCAGAAGGUGUUUUACUGGUACAGCGUGCCCCACGACCGAUUGUUCCUGGACGCGCUCGAGCGAGACCUCAAGCGCGAGAAGAUGAACCAGGAGGCCACCACGGUCGCCGUCAGCGAGCCGGCCUUGUCGUUUGAAUUCGACUCGUCCCAGUCCUUGUAUGAGCAGUUGACCAAGGUGCAACAAGCGAACACAUCCUCGUUUGCUGCCCCCGCCCACGCAAGUACGACAUAUGGCCAGCCCACCUCCCCCGUGGUUCGGACCGUUGACGCAAUGCCUCCUCCCCAGAUGGCUCCCCCAGCGAUCCCGCUCCUUCAGGACGACCAUGGCAAUCCGACGAUGUACGGCAAUCCCCAGAUGCCGAUUUCGAACAAUCUAGUCCAGAGCAUCAUUAAGCGCGAGCAGGACUACGGCGCCAUUCAGUACGACCGCAAUGGAAUGCCCCUCGCCCGCAUCCACCAGCGCCAUUCCUCCAUGCCUACCUUCUACGAGUACUCGCCCGCCCCGUCUUUCGUUUCGUCUCAGUACGAGGAUUACAGCAACCGCGGUCUAUCCUUUGAACCGGUGACCCCACCGCAACAUUCGGUCGGACUAGGCGCUGAGCCUGCGUACAUCGCCAACGAGGAUACGGGUCUGUACACUGCGAUUCCGGAUCUCUCCAACGCGGCGCCAUAUAAUCCCAUGAUGCAGCUUCCGCCAUCCAACUUUGCUGGUGGUCACUACCCUAGUGCUUCUCGGUCCUUCUCAUCCAAUGCCUAUUCUGUCAUCGAAGGCUCUCCAACUUACAAGCAGCGGAGACGGCGACCCUCUGUCACCCCGGGUCCCGCUAAUGGCAACCCGGGAGCUGCUAAUGGGUCUCAGGUUGCCCCCUCCUCCCAACCUCCGCCUUACGCGGCGCACCGCCCGAGCGAUCUUCGGCGCUCCGUAUCUAGCUCGGUGGCGCCAGUUGCAGAGGGUGAGGAGUCCGGUCAUGAUCUACCUCGGACCUAUCCAAGCGCCAUGCUUCCUCAGAAGGACCUGUUGCAGGAAAUCUCACGUCAUGGGACCCCGCUUCAGCACCUGGAGGAGACCGUUAAUCAGCAUGCGGUGCCAAUUAGCAAUUCCCCAGAUGAUCUGGCGGCGCUCCCCACUAGUGCAGCUAUUGAAACAACGGCUCAGAACAGCACUAGUCGGUCGGACCGUGCGGGCCCUGGUCCUGCACGUCGCGCCCGAAGUGCGACCAUGAUGGAGCUUGGACCGUAUCCUCAGAAGUCUCACUCUUGCCCAAUCCCGUCCUGUGGACGACUCUUCAAGAGAUUAGAGCACCUCAAGAGGCAUGUGCGUACCCACACGCAAGAGCGACCUUACCCCUGUCCAUACUGCAGCAAAGCCUUCUCGCGUUCCGACAACCUUGCACAGCACCGUCGCAUCCAUGAGGCCCAACAAGAUGGCCAAGCACCUAUUACCAACGAGGAUGACCUGGAGAAUGAUGGCAACGACUUUGAGUCUGCGGGUGAGGACUCGUCGCCGCCUGCACACCAUGCCCCGCAUACCAUGGUCCAGAUGCCUACGAUGACCUCGAUGCCGACAUCCAUGAGCAUGGCAUCGGGGAUUCCCACUAUGGUCCCUGCCUCGCAUCAGAUGAUAGCUCCGCAGCUUCUCCAGCAGCAAAUGUGA
Messenger RNA from Penicillium daleae, 2097 nucleotides. It is a transcript of the gene steA, whose product is annotated as sexual development transcription factor SteA. Gene Ontology annotation, cellular component: nucleus; Tec1p-Ste12p-Dig1p complex; Ste12p-Dig1p-Dig2p complex. Gene Ontology annotation, biological process: regulation of DNA-templated transcription; sexual reproduction. The record is from RefSeq and is a predicted model, not a curated record. The coding region runs from base 1 to 2097 and encodes 698 amino acids. The transcript has 5 exons. Lineage: Eukaryota; Fungi; Ascomycota; Eurotiomycetes; Eurotiales; Aspergillaceae. Gene Ontology annotation, molecular function: DNA-binding transcription factor activity.